Molecule: messenger RNA, 1289 nt
Organism: Fimicolochytrium jonesii
Lineage: Eukaryota; Fungi; Chytridiomycota; Chytridiomycetes; Spizellomycetales; Powellomycetaceae
Product: P-loop containing nucleoside triphosphate hydrolase protein
Exons: 1
Coding region: 341-1129 (262 amino acids)
Cellular component (GO): cytoplasm
Source: RefSeq, a predicted model, not a curated record
ACCAAAAAUAACCGUCACAUUCAAUCUGCGCACCCUGAACCUAUCUAACCAUGAGGGUGCCUCAUCUGCCAGUGAUCGCUUCGAAACGGACGCCUCCGAAUCGCACGUUGUACAGUACAGUACACUUGAGCUGGAGUGAGUAGGGGCAGGCAGGUGUUGUGCUGGCAGGUCCAUCCCAGAAGUGCAGUUAUGGAGGAGCGUCACGCGCUUUGCCGUCUGGACAGACGGAUUCGGACACGCAGAUGGUCGCUCCCGUCUUCCCUUUUUCCAGACUACCGCUUUUUUCUCCUCACUCUCACUCAGACUAUUAUACCCACAUACCCAGAAAAAACCGCUCGCCAUGACGACCGAAUUGCAGAAGAGCAACGGUGAUCCCUCUUCUCCCUCACCAUCCUCGUCACAGCAACCAACAAUAAUAACAGCACAAACCCUCACCGAAAUAUACCACCUCCUCGCAACCCAUCUCCUCACAACCUGCUCCCACUUCCACACCUCUCACCCCAACAACCGCUACAUCGUAAGCAUUGCAGGGAUCCCGGGCUCCGGCAAAUCCACCCUUGCCGCCCACGUCGUCGCUCUCCUCAACUCCAAGCUCGCUGAACCAUCACACCCCCGAGAGGAUUCACCGCCAAGGGCAAUCCACCUCGGCAUGGACGGCUUCCACAUCCCCCUCGCUACACUCCCACCACAUCACCUACCCCGUCGCGGCGCACCACAUACAUAUGACCCCCAAGGUCUCAUCACCCUCCUCACCCAGCUCAAAAAUCAUGCAUCAGAAGAUAUCCCCGCACCGACGUUCAGCCACGCCCUCAAGGACCCCCUCCCCUCCGGCCUUCUCAUCAGACCCAAUGACAGAAUCAUCCUCGUUGAAGGCCUGUACCUCCACUCCACCAACCCGGACUGGUCUCCCAUAUGGGACCUAUGCGAUGAACACUGGUUUUUGGAUGUCGAGGAGGAGGUUGCGAGAAGGAGGGUUGUGAGCAGGCAUGUGGAAGCGGGGUUGGAGGAGACGCUGCAGGGGGCUGGGGAGAGGUGGUCUAAGAACGAUGGCGCGAAUGCGGCGUUUGUGGGGGAGACGAGGAGGAGGACUGGAUGUGAGGUCGAGGUUGUUUGGCGGGGGGAUGUGUGAGGAGGAGGUUGAGGAAGAGGAGGGGUGUUGAGACUGUGAGGGCAUUUACAGUACGUUAGGCGGUAGAGUUCACAGAAAAGGCUUAGACUUUUUCGUAGACGGGAUGUAUCUCAUUGUAUGGUAAUGAUAAUUACACGAGCGAGCAAUACAAGGUUCCAAC